Messenger RNA from Olea europaea var. sylvestris, 1180 nucleotides. RefSeq lists its product as uncharacterized. The coding region runs from base 297 to 1016 and encodes 239 amino acids. The transcript has 2 exons. The record is from RefSeq and is a predicted model, not a curated record. NCBI's taxonomy places the organism in Eukaryota, Viridiplantae, Streptophyta, Magnoliopsida, Lamiales, Oleaceae.
CUGCUGAUGGAGACUAACAUUUUUUCUUCCCAAUUUGCAGCAGCCAAAUUACCACCCACACCCGAACUCCUCCACAUCAAACGCCCAUCAUGUUGACAGUGAAUCGGGGCCUCGUAAGCAUGCACAAUGGACUGACUAUGAGAUGCAAAUUUUUGUCGCCACCUAUGAGACCGUAAUCGCUGAUGGACACCGAAAUGGGAAAUGCUUUACCAAAUACGAAUGGCAGACAUUGGUUCACUUAUUUAACACGAACUCCGGGCACAAUUAGAGCAAGCAACAGCUGAAAAAUCGAUGGGAUGCACUCUUUGAAACACAAGAGAUUUGAAGAAUUGAUCAACAGCAGUGGCGUUGCGUACGACACGUCCACUGGCUUGAUCAGUGCCUCGACGGAGUGGUGGGAUCGAAAGAUGAAGGAAAGGAAAGAGUACAAGGACAAGGAUUGUCGAGAGUUGUACCGAUACAUGGUUUUAUUCGGGGAUGUUUUCGACUGCGAUAAGUACGCAGUCACACCUAGCCAAGCAUGCCGCACUGGCUUCGCCAUGUUCGAAGACAGUGCACACGAAGAUCACCGUGACGAGAUCACAGUCGAUGUAGAGAGUAGCGGCUUAAGCAACGAGGGCGGUGUAGCCGCACCAUGCUCGACGGCCAGGGAUGAAUCUGGCCCGCAUAGCGGGGACAAACGGAAGGCUGCCGAGAAGCGAUCAAAGGAGAAGAGGAAGAAGAUUUCAUCUCGGGACGUGUCAUACUUUGUGGACCGUGCUACCUCCGCCAGUGAGAAGAUUGCUGCAAAAAUUGACCACUUCAUCGGAGCGGCUGUGUCCGACCUGAAGACAUGCAUGAGCGAGUUGCUGGCUACGGGUCGACUUCAGAAGCAAACGGAUCUGUACUUUUACACGUGCAAGUUCCUGUCGCAGAGGGCCAAUAGAGAGGUACUGAACAUGCAAGACAAUGCAAACGACAAGUUUGCUUGGGUGGAGUGGAGCUAUCAGGAAUAUAGGAAAACACAGUCGAGGUGAUAUAUGUUUGUGUAGAUUGCGUACACGUCCGUGGGACGUUUUAAAUUUUUCUUACUAUUGAUUAUGUUUACAUGUACUAUGUUUGAUGUGACGACAUUUUGUUUGUGUCUACUAUGUAUGGGGGAUAGUUGCCUAAGUUUGCUUUUUGCAGUUGAAACGUUUUA